AUUAAAAUCAAAGAGCAGGAACGCAACAUAAACACAAGAUCUAGUCUAUCAUUGGGGCAAGAGCGAUACGAAAAAACACUCGCUUGCCUUGAAGUAAGAUUUCGAAGGAAGAAUGUCAAAAGCUUUUGAGCUUAUGUCGCUGGCUAUGUAUUCCGAUUCAUUUCAGAAUCAUAACUGCAAUUCGUUAGUGUCAUCGCCGUCUAGUAAAAAUAUACAUUUGAAGGAGAUAAACGAGACGAAACCGUGGUGUGAUCGGCUAGUUUCAUCCAGAAUGAUGACAUCGUCGUCAGAAGCGAAAGCCAAAAGUGGUAAUCUGAUGAAUUUGCAAACGUCCAGCAGUAAUUGGUCGCAAGACCAGGGAAAUUCAAAUGCACAGUUCUCUGGGAACAUAUCUCGAGCUUACGCGAAUAAUGGUGAAACACUACAACCUGACCAGGAUGAGAAAGGCGAACACAUUCGUCGACCUAUGAAUAGUUUCAUGAUCUGGAGUCAAUACGAAAGAAGGCGGCUGGCCGAGGAAAACCCUGACCUCCACAAUGCUGAACUUAGUAAGAUCCUUGGUCAGAAUUGGCGUGCACUUACUGUCGAUCAAAAGCGGCCGUUCGUGCUCGAAGCCGAGCGACUUCGUGUGAAACACAGCCAAGAUUACCCCAGCUAUAAAUACAGACCAAAACGACGAAAGAACCCUAAACGAGUCACGAAGUCAAUGGUCAAGGCGAAAUCACCCACCAAAAGCACGCCAAAUGUUGCAAUUUCGAAGCCCAUGUUACAAAAUCUGCACGGGCUAUCAAGCAAUGUGCAGCAAAGCGAACUCGCCACAUUAAAUACGACCUUAACACCGUCACAGAAAUCCUGCACUCCCUCGACAAAUGCGUCGCAAUUUCUGCCUUUAACGCCAGAAGCAAGCCCGAACAUUCAAAAGGAGAACGUUGUGUUUAAAUUUGACGAACCUAAAACCGAGCGACCGAUUUCAUAUACAUUUCCCGCUACGCCACCAUCUUGUAGCACUAUAUGCGAGGACGAUCCGUACACUCUAGCUUCGCUUGAUCUUUUAAACCCGAUCGACUUCAACUUGCAAAAUUACAUUUUUGGCGACGAAACGUUAGAUCGCACCGAGUUCGACCAGUAUUUGAACUGCUUCGAAUAAUCUGGGGGUUGCGUCGUGCAGAGAGUUUCGAUAAAUACCCUGAAGGGUUUUCGACUUUAAUUGAAUAAAGUCAAAUCAAAAUACUGGCUUUGGAGUCGGAUUUAUUGAUGAAAUAUUCCUGGAGGUACGUUUGUACAGGAAUGAUGAUCCCCGCUCCCAAUUCGCAAACAUUUCAAGUCGCGAGAAACUUCCCGAACUCAUCGUUGAAUAUAUUGUAUCUGUUAUCGAUGUAAAAUGUAAAUAGAGCGUUUUUCAAAUGUAAAUAGCGCUGUAAAUCAUUCGUAAUUCGCAUUUAUACAUAGCUUGGUUAUGGUAAGGAUUCAAUGCAUGUCGGUGGAGACGUUGUCAAUUUUACCGGUUAGCGUGAAGUUCUAUUUGCAGAAAUAUUGCAUUCCUGGUUAGCUUUGAGAGUGUAACCAGAUUUAAACGUCUUUGCGGAGCAAGCGACUUCUAAUAUUGCAUUAAAAUCUGUUUAAACCGUGCGUCAUUUCAUGAAGACCGUUUGAAUCGCUUCCAGCCAAGAAUAUCGGCUUAGUCUUUCAUGUAAUCGUGCAGCAAUUACAUUGUAAAUAUAUAUUUUAUAUAAUUCGCAUGUGUUAAUAGUUUUAAAAUCUGGGUUUUUGAUAUGGAUACUCGUAAUGUUUUUUAUACAAAUAGAAUAAAGUUAAUUUAAAGUCAUUUUAAA
Molecule: messenger RNA, 1832 nt
Organism: Xenia sp. Carnegie-2017
Lineage: Eukaryota; Metazoa; Cnidaria; Anthozoa; Malacalcyonacea; Xeniidae
Product: sex-determining region Y protein-like
Exons: 1
Coding region: 113-1147 (344 amino acids)
Biological process (GO): cell differentiation; regulation of DNA-templated transcription; anatomical structure morphogenesis
Molecular function (GO): RNA polymerase II cis-regulatory region sequence-specific DNA binding; DNA-binding transcription factor activity, RNA polymerase II-specific
Source: RefSeq, a predicted model, not a curated record